GGUAUUUACAACAGGAAAAACUUCUAGCUACCUGCCGUGAAUUUAUUUUGGAAAGCUCGGAUUUGAAAGAAUAUGCAGAGCACUGUACAGAGGAUGGGUUUAUUCCAGCCUGCUUGCUGUCCCUGUGUGGAAAAAACUUGACAACUAUUCUUAAUGAGUACGUAGCCAUGAAAACAAAAGAAACGACAAAUGAAGUUCCAGCAAUGAUGUCAUCUCUGUGGAAAAAAUUAGACUAUACACUUUCUCAGAUCAGGAGCAUGCAGAAUUCCACAGGAUUUUCUGCUAAUCAAAGGAGAGAUUUCAUACACAUUCAAGUUCCAGCAUCACAAGAACGAAAGCUUCAUUCAAAUUUACUUUCUCCAGGAAGACGAAAAAGUGAAUCUCAGAAGAGGAGAAGUAUUGCAACAUCUGGACCUCUUUCAGCAACUAGAAGUUCUCAAGACCCUGGUGAAGUAAUAACAGAAAAGCAACUGGUUAUUGAAAAUGCCAGAGAAAAAAUCUUGAGCGACAAGUCUCUUCAGGAGAAGCUUGCUGAGAACAUUAACAAAAUCCUGAGCAGUGAUGGCAAUGUCACUCAGGCCCCUAAACAGGCAGACAGUGGUCCCAUGGAACAGGAGACUUCAAUUGAUGAAAUCCUUGGACUUCAGGGUGAAAUUCAUAUGUCAGAAGAAGCUAUACAGGACAUUCUAGAACAGACAGAAUCGGAUCCAGCUUUUCAGGCACUCUUUGACUUGUUUGAUUAUGGAAAGAGCAAAGUAAACAAGAACUUACCUUCUGGUAUUUCUGGUCAGAGUGGAGCAGAAAACACAAUCCUAGUGGAUGAGGAUAACCUGGAAACACUUGAAAGUUCUUUAGGAACAGAAGAAACUAGUAGAUGUGAUAAUUCUAGAGAAUCGCUAUCCUGUAAAAGUUUUCAGUUAGGAGAAGCAUCGUGUGGCUUGAAGACCAGCAUUAAUGAUGAUGAUAUGGCUAAGAAAAAUACAAACAACGAGCAGUUGCAUGGAAAUUGUAGACCAGGGAAGCAGACUGAAGUGCUGAAAACCGUUACCCCUGACCAUAUUGGAGAGCUUGAAAUUGCUUUUGACUCUGUGCCUAGUUUGACUGAACCUAACAAGAGACAAAGUUCUUCUGAUAGUGAAUGUAAUGAACACUGUAGAGAUUCUUAUGAUAAAAGAGAGUCAUCUGCAUUAGUAUCUGAAAGUGAAAGAGCUAUGGAAAUGGAAAAAGGCCCACUAAGUCAUAGUGCUCAAAGUAGUCCUAAUUUAGAAUAUGUUCAUUCUCAUAGUCCGCAGAUUUCUUUGAUUUCCUUGGCAGAAGGUGCUGCAGCCAGUGAAAACAAAACAUAUUCUGGAAGUAAAUGUCACUUGUCACCAGAUACAUCACUAUCUGAAAGAACACUUACUAAAAGCCCUUCUGCCGGGAGCCCUGGCCACAGCGUACUGCUGGGAAAAAACAGUUCAUCAGUUUCUAGCCCAUCUGCAGAUGCAGGAAAAGAACAGACUGUAACAAACAGUACUGCUGCCUUACCUGGUGUUUUCCAGGAGAACCCUGGCCACCACCCUAACCGUCAGGAACAGAGUACACAGUCAGAUUGUGCUGCAAGAUCUGCAGUGAAGAUUUCGGAUCUUGACAAAACAGAGCUGCAGCUUGGAGUUGUUGAUACUUCUAACAAACCUUAUUUGGAUAAUCGGCAUACACUUGAUAAGCCUUGUAAGAAAGAUUUUAACCUCCCUUCACAACAGUCAAGCUUGGAGGGAUCACAAGGGGAAAUGCAAGAACCUUCAUCUUCUACAAAAGCAGAUGCUGACAAUACAUAUUUCUCUUCCGGUGAUGAUGCAUGUACAGAAAUUUCUGUAGUACCCACUGAAAGUAAUCUUACUACGUCCAAAAUCUGCCAGUCUCCUCUCCCAGAAACUGCAUCCUCAACAGAUGAAUCAGGUACUGUGGCCAAAAGUGCAAGCGGUGUAUCUUCUAGUAGUCAACCAAUGGAUGUUGAUCCUUCUAAUAUAAUGUCCCUCAAGAUCAUCAUCAGUGAUGAUCCAUUUAUUUCAUCAGACACAGAGUUAAAUAACGCCGUUUCCAGUAUCACAGGAGAAAAUUUGCCGACUAUAAUAUUGUCUUCUCCAGCCAAAUCCCCAACCAGAACUGCAGGCCUGUCCAAAUGUCUGACUUCAGAAGACACAGAAAAAAAUGUGGAUUCAGCUUUGGCAGAACAGAAUCUCCUUGUACUUAGACCUAAGGAUCCUGUGGUCACCUCAGUUAACACUCCGAAUGAAGACUGCACUGUUUUUUCAGUUGCAGGUACAACUAAUCUUUCCAAGGAAGGGGGAUUUAUACAGUUGAUGCCAGCAACAAGCACAGCUUUUGGGAAUUCAAACAACCUUUAUAUAGCCACCUGUGUGACUGAUCCAGCUACCUUGGGCACAGCUGUAACACCAUCAAACGUAGUUGUAUUGCCGGGCAAUUCUGUGCCGCUUGCUGCCCAGGCUCCCCCUGUACAACAGUUACGGACUCCUCCUAGAUCCAGCAAUGCGUUUGCAGCAAACCAGACCGUCUCCUCCAAUUUCUCACAAGGUUCUGCCAUUAUAAUUGCAUCUCCAGUGCAACCCGUUUUGCAAGGAAUGGUGGGAAUGAUACCUCUCUCUGUAGUAGGACAAAAUGGAAAUACUUUCUCAGCACCUGCCCGCCAGGUUCUACAUAUGCCUGUGGCUAAUCCGGUGUGCAACAGAAGCGUCCCCAAACUUCCCAUCUCUCCCAAAUCACAAAAGAUUCCUGGAGCAAGAAGCAAGACUAACACAGGAAAACUGGUACCAAGUGUAGCUGAGCCUUUGAGCCACACAAAUUCUCGUACGCUAAGGACUGGAAAUUCGGACAAGCUUAUCACUGCAGAACUAGGAAGGAAAGUGGAGGAGAACUUACCUGUUGCACCAGUAGAGAGCACAAGCUCAAAUUCAAGGCAAAGCGAAAGUCACAGGAGGGUGCUCUGCUUUGAUAAUGUUCUACCCACUCCAGGAGGAAACACCCAAAUUCAGACUAGUAAAAGUUUAUCCCAAAAAGAAAGAAACGAAAGUACUUUAUUUGCUGUCGACUCCGCAUCAUCCUCUGUGAAGGCACAGGCAGCAAAGAGAGAGAAAGAGAAAACGUUGCCUAGAAUUCUGUGUAAGCCUGAAGUUGGUAGCAACAGAAACACAGCUGCCAAGGAGCCACAGCCUGAGCGGAAGGUGGCAGCUGCAGGGCUUCCAUUGGAUCCCUUCCACAAGACUACAGCAAAUAAAGAAAAUGAAUUACGAAGGGAUACGGAUGAAAAACAGAAGAACCAGGACGCUGCCAAACUCUCAAAUGGCCAACAAAGUGUUAGCUUAUGGAACGAGAAGACAGUUGCUUCAGUGCAAGAGCUGAACAAAAAGCAAGGGUCGCUGUCGAAUGGGAACAGCAAAUCUUCAGCGUCCGUUCCUUUGUCUUCGAAGGAGCCAAAGCGAGAACCAGCUAAAGUUUCCGCCCAAGGCCCCUGCCUGCCCAGUCCAUUCACUAAACAAUGUGUGGAAGUGUUGCAAGACGUACAGUGGCAGAGCCCAACUAGUAAAACAGUGGAAAACGGAGAAUUGCCAGUACCCCGUACACCAUCUGGGGUUGGGGACAGGCAUACGGAUGACACUACAGACAGCGUACGGACACCGACCUGUCGGCGCUUCAACGAGGACAGCACGACCCCUAGAAUCAUGGUACCCCCUGCCACGCCAGACUUGCCUGCCUGCAGCCCAGCCAGCGAGACAGGUAGUGAAAACAGCGUCAGCAUGGCCGCCCACACGCUGAUGAUACUGUCGCGGGCAGCUAUUGCAAGGACUAGCACUGCAACCCCCCUGAAGGACAACACCCAACAGUUCCGGUCUUUAAGGAGCGCGGUAAAGAAAAGGAAACUGGAGGACUUGAACGAGGGUGAGAGGAAUUCUCGUUCUGCAAAUAGAAAAGACCUUCAAAGCUCUCCAACACCAUCAAAAAAGAAGAAAAUAAAGAAAAAGAAGCUACCAAAUUCUUUUCCAGCAGACAAGUUCUUGUUGUCUUUGCAUUAUGAUGAAUGAAAAAAAAAAAAAAAGUUGAACUGUGACUGUCUAAAGCCAGGUGUUUUUACGCUGAGGUUUUGCAUGGGAAGAGAAGUUAGUUCUGAAGGGUGAGUUGCACUUUCAGUGCACUGAAGUUUCACUUUAUAGCAAAGUCAUGCUGUUUCUGAAGCAGGUUGCUAAGUGUAAAUAUCAUUGAGUGGGUAUAUGUUUAUUUUUGAAAAGCACUUGCGUA
Tauraco erythrolophus (red-crested turaco) is the source of this 4293-nucleotide messenger RNA. NCBI's taxonomy places the organism in Eukaryota, Metazoa, Chordata, Aves, Musophagiformes, Musophagidae. The record is from RefSeq and is a predicted model, not a curated record.